GAUCAUAUACAUGAACAGGAGUGGAACACAUGCACAAAUACUGUUUGGUGGUGGCCCUGGGGUAUCUAAGCUUCUGCCAGAUCACGCGUGUGUACGUCUUCGACUAUGGCAUGUACUCUGCUGACUUCACAGGGCCUAUGAUGGUGAUAACACAGAAGAUCACCAGCUUGACGUUUGAAAUCCACGAUGGAAUGUGCCGGAAAGAGGAGCAGCUGACUCCAAAUCAGAAAAUCCUGGCUAUAAAGAGGAUGCCCAGUCUGCUGGAGUACUUCAGCUACAACUGUAACUUCAUGGGCAUCCUGGCCGGCCCCACCUGCUCCUACAACGAUUACAUCGCCUUCAUCGAGGGCACGCCCUGCCGUCGCCACGGAGACCAGCAGACAAAUGGGAAGGCCAACGGCAGGCACAAACAAACGGACCCCUCCCCGAACAUUGAAGUCGUCCGUAAACUGGCCACCUGUUUCUUCUCCCUCAUGGUUUUCCUGUCCGUGUGUAAAGUGUUCCCUGUGGAACGGAACAUCGACGACGACUUCAUGCCACCACGCCCUUCUACGCCCAGGUGGUCUACUCUACCUGUCCAUCUGACCACCCGGCCCAAGUACUACUUCGUCUGGACACUGGCCGACGCCAUCAACAACGCAGCAGGCUUUGGGUUCAACGGAUACACCAGCGACGGCUCACCACGUUGGGAUCUCAUCUCCAAUCUGAGGAUAGCGGAUAUUGAGUUUGCCACCAGCUUUAAGAUGUUCCUCGACAACUGGAAUAUACAGACGGCACAUUGGCUCAAAAGGGUGUGUUACGAGCGCUGUCCCUACAACCCCACGGCGGCUACCUUCAUCCUGUCGGCCAUGUGGCACGGAGCCUAUCCUGGAUACUACCUCACCUUCCUCACCGGCAUUGUGGUCACACUGGCUGCACGCGCCAUGAGACACAACGUGAGGCCACACUUCCUGGGCUCGCCGUCACACAAGCUAGUGUAUGAUGUGAUCACGUGGGCGGGCACCCAGAUUGCCAUUUGUUACACCGUGGUGCCUUUUGUGCUGCUGUCUGUCGGGCCCUCGAUGAAGUUCUACAGGUCCUGGUACUUCAGCGUCCACAUCGGCUGUGUUCUCCUGGCCGUAGCCCUGCCAGUCAAGCCCCGACACAUGCGCCUGAAAGAGCAGCAGAAAGGCCUGCAUCUGGCCCCCAUCCUCUCCCACCUGGACUCCACCUCCACAGACAGCAACUGCAACCAGAAGACCAAGGCCACAUGAAAGCAGAACCAGACCAGCUAACGGUGCACACACAGAGAGACUAGCGCCGAGGACUGCAGGGGACUGUCCAACACUGUAUUAAAUCCACGUAUAAAGAGAGAGAGCGAGGUGGACAGAGGAGUAGAUUCUAACAAACAAACAAACCUGCCUCUGUUUGUCUGUGUUUUGGAGUGGGAUGAUGAUUCUCAUUCAGUCACAUGGCACUGAGACUGAGCAGCAACCACACCAUGGAGGGAUGGAUGUAUGGCUUUGGGAUAUGUCCAAAAUGGCACCCUGUUCCCUAUUUAGUGCACCUCAAAGGGAAUAGGGUGCCAUUUGGGAUGCAACUCUACUGUAUUAUGAUGAUUUGUGUCUGGGGUGGAGUGGGAUGGAUGGGUCCCGAUGAUGAAAUGCCAGUAUUGUACUAUUACUGUAUUAUAGGAGUAUGCAGACUUGCCUUAUACCCUUUGUCUCUUUCUCCACAAUCUUUUUUUUUUCUUUUUAGCUUUUGUAUAUCCUUCUCACAUUGGAUAUUGUCUGGGCUGUGUUUCUCACUUGAGGUGAACAGGUUUUAGUAUCAGGUGGGCGAGUUUGAAGUGUUCUCUCAGUUAACGGUGACAAAUUAGUGUUUUAGUCCUGGUGAAAAGCAAAUGUAAGUUAACUUCUCUACGACACAGGAAGUUAGAAGAAUUAAAGCGAAGGAAAACAAGAUGACAGUGUCCUCAAUGUCUUUGUACACGAUAUGAUUCAUAGUCUCAACAUGGAACGUGUCAGAAAUGUCACCCCUUUUCCCUACAUACAGUAGAACAGUUAUUUUGACCAAAGCCCUAAGGGCCCUGGUCAAAAGUAGUGCACUAUUUAGGGAAAUGGUGACAUCCAAGGACUUACUCCAGACUGUUUGCUUUCACUGAGUGAUGUAAUGGGCUGACUUCAAUUCCACCGCUGUUUUAUUCAGUCAAGUCAUUGUAUGCUUUUUACAUAACGGCAGCAAGAGUAGUUACUAACUCCUACUUAUUCAUGAUUUAUGUGUGUCAGUAGUGUGCGAGGCAAGAUGGUCUAGUAUUUCCACGUGCAGAGGUCAAUGUUUGUCAUCUCAUGUACUUGUUAUUUAUGUGAUUCCAAUGGACUUGUGGUAUGUUCGACAAAGGUGAAAAGGUGGUGUUAAGGUAAGAGAAUCAACCUGACGUACUGUUAAGUUCGAGGUGAAAGGGACAACAUUACAGUAUUUAUGAGCACUCCUCUUCUUCAGACAGUUCUGAUUCUAUUUUCAUUACAGGGGGAAGUGAAAGCUAAACCUACUUCUUCUUGAGUCUGUUGUGAGUUAACUAUGGUAAUUGUGAGUAACCUUUGCUUGGAGCCCUGGAGAAAGGAGAAUGGUACGCUCGUCAUAACCCCUCAGCCAACCACGCUACUUGUUCAUGUGGAUGGUUUGUUUUUGUAUAUGAUGUGAUUAAAAGAUUGAUCUUUUCGCAACUUGA
This is a messenger RNA of Salvelinus sp. IW2-2015, 2710 nucleotides long. RefSeq names its product membrane bound O-acyltransferase domain containing 2b (gene mboat2b). Gene Ontology annotation, cellular component: membrane. Gene Ontology annotation, molecular function: acyltransferase activity. Lineage: Eukaryota; Metazoa; Chordata; Actinopteri; Salmoniformes; Salmonidae. Gene Ontology annotation, biological process: lipid modification. The record is from RefSeq and is a predicted model, not a curated record.